Messenger RNA from Vitis riparia (riverbank grape), 788 nucleotides. Its product is annotated as NHP2-like protein 1. Gene Ontology annotation, biological process: maturation of SSU-rRNA; mRNA splicing, via spliceosome; ribosome biogenesis. Gene Ontology annotation, cellular component: small-subunit processome; U4/U6 x U5 tri-snRNP complex; precatalytic spliceosome. NCBI's taxonomy places the organism in Eukaryota, Viridiplantae, Streptophyta, Magnoliopsida, Vitales, Vitaceae. The coding region runs from base 89 to 481 and encodes 130 amino acids. The record is from RefSeq and is a predicted model, not a curated record. Gene Ontology annotation, molecular function: RNA binding. The transcript has 5 exons.
CGGCCAUAAACCCUUACUCAUAUAUUUUGUGUGACCUUCGUUCCACGAAAAACCCUAGCCCCUCUUCUCCCCCAAGAAAACAACCGCAAUGACAGGUGCAGGUGAAGCAGUAAAUCCAAAAGCAUACCCACUUGCGGAUGCGCAACUCACCAUAACUAUUAUGGAUCUCAUUCAACAAGCUGCCAACUACAAGCAGCUCAAAAAGGGCGCUAAUGAAGCAACCAAAACCCUCAAUAGGGGUAUCUCUGAGUUCGUAGUUAUGGCUGCUGACACGGAGCCCCUUGAGAUCCUACUCCAUCUUCCUUUGCUUGCUGAGGAUAAGAAUGUGCCUUAUGUAUUUGUCCCUUCAAAGCAAGCACUUGGCCGAGCAUGUGGAGUCACAAGGCCUGUCAUUGCCUGUUCGGUGACUAGCAAUGAGGGAAGCCAACUGAAAUCUCAAAUACAACAACUCAAGGAUGCCAUUGAGAAGCUCUUGAUCUGAGAAAUAUGGAAUCUCGUUUCGGUGUGAUGGGCCUCUUGGAUCAUAGUAGUUGUAGCAGCUCCUUUAGAGGCUUUGACCUAAUGUAGUUGUUGUGCCACUAGGGAAUUGAGCUCUUCCAUUGUGACAUUUAUCAAAAAUUUUAUCCUCCAUGGUUUUCCUAAUUUAAUAUGAGAGAAUAUUUGGAUAUAUAUUUGCCAAAGUAAGGAUGAAUGAUGCUUUAAACUGAUCUUAGUAGUGUGUUUAUGCUAAGUCUGUUGGCUGUGUUGUUUGGUGCUUUAAGAUGGUAAUGUAUUUGCUCUUCCUGAAA